Messenger RNA from Scaptodrosophila lebanonensis, 1926 nucleotides. RefSeq names its product cryptochrome-1 (gene cry). Lineage: Eukaryota; Metazoa; Arthropoda; Insecta; Diptera; Drosophilidae. Gene Ontology annotation, biological process: circadian regulation of gene expression; entrainment of circadian clock by photoperiod. Gene Ontology annotation, molecular function: DNA binding; FAD binding. The record is from RefSeq and is a predicted model, not a curated record. The transcript has 4 exons. Gene Ontology annotation, cellular component: nucleus; cytoplasm. The coding region runs from base 119 to 1750 and encodes 543 amino acids.
CAACGCGUGUGCGGAAAAACUAGAAAACAGAAUUACAACACGAAAAACAAUUGCCAAUUUCGAGCUAUCGAAACGCAUCUGUAGAGAUCAAAGGAGAAUUUGCAAACAUUUUGCCAAAAUGGCAAGCCGUUGCGCGAAUGUUAUUUGGUUCCGACAUGGCCUACGGCUGCACGAUAAUCCCGCUUUGAUCGCAGCCCUGGCUGAUAAAGAUCAGGGAGUCGCUCUACUACCAAUUUUCAUAUUCGAUGGCGAGAGUGCAGGCACAAAGAGUGUGGGUUACAAUCGGAUGCGCUUUCUCAUCGACUCACUGCAAGAUAUCGACGAGCAGUUGAGAGCGGAAACUGACAACCGCGGACGUCUGUAUGUUUUUCAAGGUCAACCGGCUCAUAUAUUCCGACGUCUGAACGAGCAUGUGCGUUUGCUGAAGAUUUGUGUAGAACAGGAUUGCGAACCGAUUUGGAACGAACGCGAUCAAGCCAUUAAGCAACUCUGUUGCGAGCUGGGCAUUGAGUAUGUGGAAAAAGUAUCGCAUACGCUAUGGGAUCCGCGGCUGGUAAUCGAUACCAAUGGCGGCAUACCGCCACUUACCUAUCAAAUGUUUCUGCACACUGUACAGAUCAUUGGAUUGCCUCCAAGGCCGGCCUAUGAUGCGAACUUCGAGGGUGUGAGCUUCUUGCAGCUAUCCCCUCAACUAAAGAGCGAGUUGCGCGUUUUCGAUAAGCAACCGUCGCCGGAAGACUUCAACAUCUAUAGCGACAAUAUGGGCUAUUUGGCAAAGAUAAAUUGGCGCGGGGGUGAGACGCAGGCGCUGCUGCUGCUCGAGGAGCGUCUAAAGGUGGAACAGCAUGCCUUCGAGCGCGGAUACUAUCUACCGAAUCAGGCCAUGCCCAAUAUUCUUGAUACGCCGAAGUCAAUGAGCGCCCAUCUGCGCUUUGGAUGUCUGUCUGUACGUCGAUUCUAUUGGAGCGUCCACGAUCUCUUCAAGAAUGUCCAACUCAGGGCUUGUGUCCGGGGUGUGCAAAUGACCGGAGGUGCCCAUAUUACGGGUCAACUGAUAUGGCGCGAAUAUUUCUAUACCAUGUCGGUUAAUAAUAUCAACUAUGAUCGCAUGGAGGGCAAUGAGAUCUGUUUGACCAUACCGUGGGCCAAGCCGAUUCCGGACCAAUUGCAACGCUGGCAAUUGGGCCAGACAGGGUUUCCCCUUAUCGAUGGGGCCAUGCGUCAGCUUUUGGCUGAAGGCUGGCUCCACCACACUCUACGCAACACGGUCGCCACUUUCCUCACCCGUGGUGGUCUUUGGCAGAACUGGGAACAUGGAUUAAAGCAUUUCCUAAAAUAUCUGUUGGAUGCCGAUUGGUCUGUGUGUGCUGGCAACUGGAUGUGGGUCUCCUCGUCCGCCUUUGAACGGCUGCUCGACUCCUCGCUGGUCACGUGUCCAGUAGCUUUGGCCAAACGCCUAGACCCCAAGGGUGUCUAUGUGAAGCAGUAUGUUCCGGAAUUGAAGCAUGUCCCUAAGGAAUUUGUGCAUGAACCCUGGCGAAUGAGCGUUGAGCAACAGGAGCGCUACGAAUGCGUCAUUGGCCUACACUAUCCGGAGCGGAUAAUAGAUUUGUCGUUGGCCGCUAAACGUAAUAUGCAGGCGAUGAAAAUAUUGCGUCACUCGCUAAUGAGCGACGGUGCCGUACCGCCCCCGCAUUGUCGUCCCUCGAAUGAGGAGGAAGUUCGCCAAUUCUUCUGGUUGGCUGACUAGAGACAUUCCCAUCCCAUAUUUUAAUCUUACUCUAGAAGAAUUGUAAUAGUUAAAUUGUGGAUUUUUUAUUUUGUAAAAGAAUAGUGCCAAAUUUUUGUUGUAUAAUUAAUAAUGCUUUAUUUUUCAUUUCGUCUUUUAAUUAAAAUAUUUUCUACAAUACAAUUUGUAUUUUCAUU